Molecule: messenger RNA, 1505 nt
Organism: Notothenia coriiceps (black rockcod)
Lineage: Eukaryota; Metazoa; Chordata; Actinopteri; Perciformes; Nototheniidae
Product: transmembrane 4 L6 family member 4-like
Cellular component (GO): membrane
Source: RefSeq, a predicted model, not a curated record
UCAGGCAGACAAGCUCAUUUUUAAAUAUCAAGUGAAGUGAACAGAGCUUUCAGACGAACCAAUUAAGCUUUCGAAGUGUUAGAAAAUACUCUUAGAAGGUGUGUGGAAGCUGCAGUUGCUGAUAAGUAUAGGCCUAAUAUUCAGCCAGCUGCUGGAGUACUAUUAUUGAGGACUGGACAAGAGUCUAAAACAAAGCUGCCAGUUUAGGUGGAGUAUUGAGAUAGUUUAAGUAGUUUUCCCUAGUAGAGGAGGUUGAAGCAUCAGAAUGUGUUCAGGCAGCUUUUCCAAGUGUCUGGGAAUCAGUCUGAUGCCUCUGGCGAUUGUGUGUGUGCUGUGCAACAUCCUGCUCUUCUUCCCUGGGGGGAAACCUGUGGAGAAAGAACACAUCACAGAGCAAGUCUGGUACUUUGGAGGCAUUUUGGGAUCUGGAGUGCUGAUGAUCUUCCCAGCUCUGGUCUUUCUGGGUUCUGCAAAGACAAUGACUUGCUGUGGGUGCUGUGGCAAUGAAAGCUGGCGGGCGGAGUUUGCAAUGCUGAGCUCCAUACUGUUUGCAGCUGUCGGUGUUGCAGGGGCUGGUUACUCAGUUAUAGUUUCUGCUGUGGCUAUUAACGAAGGACCUCAAUGUGUGGUUAAAUAUAACGAAACAGUACCGAUUUGGGAUACACCCUUCUCAAAUGGUGACUACCUGUCAAACAACACUAUCUGGUUGAAGUGUGUGGAGCCGCCUGGCGUGGUGCCCUGGCAUCUCUCCCUGUUCUCCGUGCUGCUGGUCAUGGGUUUGAUACAGAUGGCGCUGUGUGCUGUGCAAGUGGUGAACGGCCUGCUGGCAUGUCUGUGUGGGGACUGCUGUGGAGGGAGCGAUGCCGUCUGAGCCCUGACUACAGCUGUGGCAGUCUGCAGUCGGCUGCUUCUUUUUUUAUUAUUAUUUUGAGAGGAUGGCAGUUGUUUCUUGCUUUGUGCCAUGAGCUCAUUGAUUACAUUGUGUGUGCACAUUAUAUAUGACACCACUGGUGAAAUGACAUAGCUCUUAUUCUAAGGAUUAUGUAUGAAAAGUGAUUUGACAAUCGGGAGACAUUGCUAUUACUUUAAAUGUUGUUCUUCUUAUCUACAGUAGUUAAACUUACAGGGAGCAACAUGUUAGAACUAAAGAUAGUUCCCACCUUUAGAUAAAUAUGUUUAUGUAGCUUGACUGCCCCCUGCUGGGGGUUAAAAGGUCAUAGAGACAAAUGCAUCCGCACUAUUGAUACAAUUAUUGUGCACUUCUCACUGACACAUUUAUUGCUGUACGAAUCAAAAGUACUGAAGCAAAGUUACUUUAUUUCAAAUGUUUCUAAUAUUUUAAACGUAUUGCACACUUUAGGCAUGGAAGUAACUGUUAUGCGGCUGUUAUUUCACUUCUCCUUUGUACAAACUGUAGGCCUUCUCAUGAGGCACUCACUUAUCUAAUCUGAUAUUAAAUCAUACUGUUUUUCUGUAAGGCUGACUGAUCUGAUUUCAUUCUACAU